This is a messenger RNA of Aspergillus ibericus CBS 121593, 1762 nucleotides long. RefSeq names its product MT-A70 family. Gene Ontology annotation, cellular component: RNA N6-methyladenosine methyltransferase complex; nucleus. Bases 144 to 1649 code for a protein of 501 amino acids. The transcript has a single exon. NCBI's taxonomy places the organism in Eukaryota, Fungi, Ascomycota, Eurotiomycetes, Eurotiales, Aspergillaceae. The record is from RefSeq and is a predicted model, not a curated record. Gene Ontology annotation, molecular function: methyltransferase activity; nucleic acid binding.
CGAGUUUGGGCAAGGAUGGUGGCUUUGCAAUGUCCCCAGGUCUCGGGCAACCUUCCAUCACUGUCCUUCCCGCAAACUCGGACCGUUACAUGUGCUCUUAACUCUUAAGUCAACGCAAGCUCUGGGGCCAACCAUGAGUGACAAUGAUCCCGAAGUCUUCAAUCCUUUACGAAAACCCCAGUGCCACCGCCUUUGUGGUUGAUAUCCCCAGCUCCAUUGCGCUUGCACAGGUGCUGCCUGGACAAACCUCGCCGCCACCACCCCUUUCAGACACUUAUGCCUCUGCCUCAAGUAAUCUAGGCAAAAGUAUCCUACUUUCUUCAGCACCCCCGAGGGAGCCUUAUCCGCCAUCAACGGAGCCCAAGUCUGAGGCCGCACGGGCAAGAGUUCUAGAGAGGAUCCCGCUCGCCGAACGGCAUUUCCACUCAGACAUCGAGCCGCUCGUGGCGGAAAAAUUAUCGGAGCUCCAGGAGGCAUUCCAAGUCGGACUCGACUGGUGCUUGCCUCGUAUAUUGACAGCGAGCGAUGCACCAGAUGGUCCAGGUAAUGCGGCACAUGAUGAGCAGAUUCAACCAGGAAAAAGGAAAAGGAGUGCCUGGCAAAGCAGCGAUAGCACAUGUCCAGAGUGGACUGUAGGUCAGGGAUCUAGCUCAGACUGGACUGAGUCGGACUCUGCUCUUUCAGAUAUAGGCAACCCGCCAUUAAUCCUGUCACCUGGCGCAAACGCCUUUGAAAGCAUGUCCGAACUUUCUAAUGCCGUGGUCAAAAACACGUCUUCUGAGCCAGCGACAGUGCAGAUACGGUGUCAAUCGAGAACAGACCAUCUGGGCUCGAACCCCGAUGAUGAGCAGAUAUCUGAGCAAGAACGCUCAUAUCAUUAUCAUUCAUUCUAUGUGCCCCCGCUGUCACAUUUCCUGCGUUGCAGGAUCCCGAUAUCUGAAUCUAUCACGCAAGUCGAUCCCAUUCCUGGUCUCUCUUCGGAACAGAAGUUCAAUCUCAUCCUCCUUGAUCCGCCGUGGACAAACCGCUCCGUUCGUCGCAGUGGCCAUUACCAGACGCAGUCUUAUCUGGGCUGGGAACUUCUUACGCGGCGUCUAUGUGAUAUCCUACAGGUGUACUUGCGAGAGGAUUCUAUUUCGUCCGCGGAUGCCUCUGAAAGAGGAGAUACUGGGGAGCAUCUACAGAACGAUGCCCAAAGCUCGAUGGCAGCGAUCUGGAUCACCAACUCUGCAAAGGCACGAAAGGCAGCCUAUGAUGCCAUGCAGGGUGCGGGGCUUGUUGUCUACGAAGAAUGGGUAUGGCUCAAGACGACCACGGACGGAAGACCAAUCUCGGCGCUGGGAGGGCUAUGGCGGAAACCGUAUGAAAUUCUUGUUAUAGGGAAGAGAGUGCAACAUGCGACUCAGACUGGUGAUGGUAAGGGAGCUAUAACCAGGAGGGUCGUUGCGGCUGUUCCUGAUGUGCACUCACGGAAGCCUAACCUGAAGGAACUCUUCGAGAGGAUGUUUUUCAGCUCUCCGGCAGGUGAUCGCAUGCCAUACUCUGCUCUGGAGGUCUUUGCACGCAACCUCACAGCUGGAUGGUGGGCCUGCGGAGAUGACGUUCUCAAAUUCAAUUCAGAGGAAUGGUGGGUUGACGACGACAAGUGAGGAUUAUACUCAUACAGAUACCCUCAAAAUCCAUAUCCACCCAGCGCGCAACCUUCCCCCAGCUUCAAUCUACCAUAACCUAAUCGGGUAUACGAAUACAACAUGCACUUCCG